This is a messenger RNA of Sinocyclocheilus anshuiensis, 1783 nucleotides long. Its product is annotated as leucine-rich repeat-containing protein 73-like. The record is from RefSeq and is a predicted model, not a curated record. The transcript has 6 exons. The coding region runs from base 320 to 1285 and encodes 321 amino acids. Gene Ontology annotation, molecular function: protein binding. NCBI's taxonomy places the organism in Eukaryota, Metazoa, Chordata, Actinopteri, Cypriniformes, Cyprinidae.
CGCGGUCAGGCGGAUUACCUCAAACCUGGAGUCGCCUAAAGCCUGUUUCGUUGGUGAGUUGGGGACAAUUUAACGUGAGCGACGUUUAGAGGGUGCCCAUAGUAACCGACAGCACCAGCAUCAUCAUCAUCAUCUUUGGUUCACAGCCUUGAGCAUGUCGGGAGGCAAACGCAGAGGAAGCACAAAACGCUGAAGUAGGCAGCACCAGCACCACACCUUCCGCGAGAUCCCGAGCCUGAAGCUGGUGCACUGGAUUAGACAUUGCGGAUCCGACCUCCAGGAUCCAUAAUGCCCGUUAAUCUAGCUUGACACCACCGAAAUGCUGCCGGGCUCUAUUCAGAUAACGGGAGAGGCGCUGUCCGGUGCUGAAAUCAAAGACAUAUGCGACAGCCUGAAGGAGAACAGCGUGCGGCUGCUGUCGGUGCGCGGCUGUCAGCUGUCCGACCGGGACUUCGGCCGCCUGUGUCGCGGCGUGGCGGAGUCGCACUCUCUCGCUCAACUGAACCUGAACCUCGGCGUGGUGUCCACCAUCGACCGGACCAAGCAGCUGGCAGAUGCUCUGAAGGCCAACAGAUCCGUCCAGACCCUGUUUCUCCACGGAAGUCCACUUUUAGAUGCAGGACUGGUCACCCUGAAUGGAGCCCUCUCCGCUCACCCCUCACUGGUGUCCUUGGAUUUGGGGGACUGCAUGCUUGGAGAUGAGGCAGCUCGUCUCAUUUGUGGCAUGCUUCCUCCGGAUGGAGCCAAAUCGGGGCUUAAAGAGCUUACACUGAGUGCCAACCCAGCCAUCAGCACGCAGGGUUGGGCUCAACUGGCCAUCGCCGUGGCUCAUAGCUCACAGUUACGGGUCCUCAACCUCGACUACAAUCCCUUAGGGGAUCACAUCGCUGGGAUGCUGGCUGUCGCUGUCUCAUCCAGUCGAACUCUAGAAGUUCUGGACUUGGAGGGAACCGGCCUCACCAAUCAGUCAGCACAGGUCUUCCUAGACAUGGUGGAGAACUACCCCACCAGCCUGCGUGUGCUGGUUCUAGCCGAGAACGACAUUAGUCCUGAGCUGCAGCAGCAGAUCUCAGAUCUCCUCUCUGAAGGCGAGGAGGAGGAAGAUAAAGACGGAGAGGCGCGCGGAAGCUCGGUGACCCCCAGGGAGAAACCAGCCUGGGUUCCCCACAGCAUAACUGGUUCUAAGAGGCUGGGGCAAAAGGGAAGUACAGAAAUUGACAUUACUCAUGCAUUAUUUAGGAGAGAUCAUUUCUACUUACGAAAUAGAAAUAUGAAUUGCUUAUAAUGGCCAAGCUGUGUGUUUUCUGUCCUGUAUAUCCUAAAGUCAUUAGGCUUAGAGGUAUUAUUAGUAAGGGUACAUUUUAAAGGAAUAGUUCAGCCAAAAAGGAUCCUUCUGUCAUCGCUCACCCUCAUGUCACUCCAAACCUAUCUGACUUUCUUUUUUGCGCAAAAGAAAAGAGUUUUGGAAGCAAAUCCUGACCAUUCUUUUCCAUAUAAUGAAAGUGAAUGGGGACUGGAGCUGACAAAACAAGCACCUUAAAAGUAUCAAACAAGUACUCCGUAUCACUAAAACCAAUGACGUCAAUGGUGCCACAUCUUUACAGAAAGACUGUUAUACGCAUUUUCAGUAGCCUAAAUUUUUGUCAUACGUUAAUGAUUUUUGUUGUCGCAUGGAUUACUUUUUUGGUACUUUUAUGUUUUUUUUUGUCAUUUUGGAGCCUGAAAGACCCAGUCCCCUCUCAUUUCCGUUACUGCACAUGCCUCUUCAAAAGUUUGGGGUCAG